Messenger RNA from Spodoptera exigua (beet armyworm), 1367 nucleotides. NCBI's taxonomy places the organism in Eukaryota, Metazoa, Arthropoda, Insecta, Lepidoptera, Noctuidae. The record is from the annotation of a GenBank genome assembly.
CAGAAUGUCUACUGUCUUCACAGACAGUAUUCAUGUUGGGGUUUUGCUUUUGACUCUUGUUUUCCUUCCAUCAGAGUUAAAAAUAAAAGGUAGGCAGUGAGAGAUGUCGUCACCACGCCCGAAAUCUCCUCGGACUCCCGUUUUGCCUAAAAAGGAAGAUAAAGAAGAAUCAUUUUGGGACAAAAUCGGCACCAUAGGACGUAAGAAGCGCAUAAAAGAAGUGCAAGAUGUACAGGCUGAGGGAAAGUAUGCAAUUGAUUCUCCGGGCAGCCCAACUGCUCCAGAGAUACCACCUGAAGAAUACAGUCUACAUGACAAUGAAGAAAGAGCUAUAAUUGAGCCAAGGUCACUUGAAGACCCAAGAGUCAAAGAACUUAUCCAAGUACUUAUUGAUUGGAUCAAUGAUGAGCUUGCCACCCAGAGAAUUAUCGUCAAGGAUAUUAGUGAAGAUUUAUAUGAUGGUCAAGUACUUCAAAAACUCCUGGAGAUGUUGACAAAAACAAAACUGGAUGUGCCUGAGGUAACACAGUCUGAAGAGGGACAGAGGCAGAAGUUGGCAGUGGUACUCAGAGCAGUAAAUCGGGUUUUGUAUGGGACGGCCAAACCUGUGCCAAAAUGGAGUGUGGAUUCCAUUCACUCAAAGAAUGUUGUAUCCAUCUUGCAUUUACUUGUUGCUCUGGCUCGUCACUACCGAGCUCCAGUGCGUCUGCCUGAAAAUGUUAGUGUCAAUGUUGUUGUGGUUAAGAAGGACACACCUAACCAAUUAUCUCACAGAACAUUUGUUGAAACUAUUACAACAACUUAUGAUGACCUGGGCAUGAAAUGUGAAAGAGACGCAUUUGACGCUCUGUUUGAUCAUGCACCUGACAAGCUGCAGGUGGUGAAGAAGUCACUGAUAACUUUUGUAAACAAACACUUGAGCAAAGUUAACCUUGAAGUGAUGGACUUGGACACCCAAUUUCAUGAUGGUGUAUACCUGUGCCUUCUGAUGGGGCUGCUUGAAGGAUUUUUCGUGCCUUUGUAUGAUUUCCACCUGAUUCCAGAAGACUUUGACCAGAAAGUCCAUAAUGUCUCCUUUGCCUUUGAACUGAUGCAAGAUGUUGGACUUGCCAAACCAAAAGCCAGGCCUGAAGAUAUUGUGAAUCUCGACCUCAAAUCGACUCUUCGGGUGCUGUACAACCUGUUCACAAAGUACAAGAGUCUAGCCUGAAAACAAUCACAUUUGACUAUUAUACAUUUUAUUAACAAUUCGUGUUCGUGCCUGAUUAUAGAUUAAUAACUUUAUUAAUGAUAGAAUGUUAUCAACGGUGCUUUAUCUGAACUAAGUAUCUUAACUAAGUAUAGAGAAAUAAAUUAAUUUACUAACA